GAGAUCAUCCAGGUGCCGCACGUCACCCAGCACAUGAGGGAGCGCCACGUGCAUGUCGAGGUGACGCAGGACGUGCCGGUGGAGCAGCUCGUCGAGGAGAUCGUCCACGUCCCGAAGGUCCAGGUGGAGGAGCGGAUCGUGCACAACCCGGUGGAGCUGCGGGUGGAGGUGCCCCGCCCGCAGGUGAUCGAGAAGACGAUCGAGGUGCCAAAGAUCCAGAUCGAGGACAAGAUCAUCAGAAGGCCGAAGAUCACCGAGACAAUUGUGGAUACCAUC
This is a messenger RNA of Prorocentrum cordatum, 276 nucleotides long. The record is from the annotation of a GenBank genome assembly. Lineage: Eukaryota; Dinophyceae; Prorocentrales; Prorocentraceae.